Messenger RNA from Xylona heveae TC161, 3392 nucleotides. Its product is annotated as RNB-domain-containing protein. Gene Ontology annotation, molecular function: RNA binding; 3'-5'-RNA exonuclease activity. Gene Ontology annotation, cellular component: exosome (RNase complex); P-body. NCBI's taxonomy places the organism in Eukaryota, Fungi, Ascomycota, Xylonomycetes, Xylonales, Xylonaceae. The coding region runs from base 81 to 3314 and encodes 1077 amino acids. The transcript is spliced from 3 exons. The record is from RefSeq and is a predicted model, not a curated record. Gene Ontology annotation, biological process: mRNA catabolic process.
ACAAGGCGUUCCGGGGGAUAAAGGCAUCUUGAUUGACGGCAAUCCAACAUUUCGUUUCUUCCAAAGUCACUGAGCCGCCAAUGUCAACUCGGGCUUCAAUAGUGGCGCCUUGGACGGAUUGCUUCAAUCUUUGCUGGACCUGUUUGCUGGCGAACAAUGGUCGAACAACGGCAAAUCUUCAUCCUCUGAGGCGCACCAGGGCUCAAUUGGUGCAGGGUCGUGGCGCAAAUCGCAUAGACAGGAUCGCAUCAUUAAGGAGUAUCUCUACGACUACGAGAUUGGACAAGCGUCACACAAAUUUUGACCAUUUGACACUACAAAGGCAAAGAGCCAUUCGCCGAAAUUAUCAUGGAACCGCAAGAUUAAAUGAAUCAGCAUCACCAGGCCAGCGUCGACGUGGACCAAGGCAAGCUCGAAUUGAGCCAAUUCCCGAGACGCCUCAAUCAACAUUAAGCAUCCGCGAACGUUUAAAAUUAUGGGAGCAGGAACAUCCUCAGGACCUGAGCACUUCAUUUGCCUUCCCCAACGACACGCCGAAACCGUGGGACAUACAAAAUGUUCUUUCUCGAUCUUCAGAGAAUUCAGCGCCAGAGGAUGGCGAGGAAGCAUCUGAUGGGCCGGCCAGCUCGCUGGCCACCAUGCGCGACGGGGAGACGGUAGACGUUGAUAUCAAUGAAAUAUUCCUCAAACCGGGCGAUUUGGUGGAGCUACGAUCUGGUACAGAAACCACACUGGCAAUAUUGACCCAAGAGUUUGAUACGGAACUGCAGUUUUAUACUAUGCAGGGCAAGUGGCUGCAGCGACCGAAUAGGAAUAUCCACUUCUCUCAGCCGGAUUUUGUCUCAAUGGAUGUGGUUGAGCAGCUUCUCCAGUAUCUCCCAAACGCCGCUGUAGCAGAAGAAAUAAGGGACAAAGCAAUGAUGCUUGACGCCAAUGUCCCCCGAGAAGUCGGUGCUCCUGCUGUCCGCGCAAUGCUCUCUUUCUGGAACCAGGCAGAUAAAGUAUACAGAAAACACGCAAGUGUCUUGGAAGAGGCUCACAAUCUCUUGUCCCAUGAAACGAACAGCCGGGUUACGACAACACGCGAUGUGGCUGCGAAAUUACUCGGCGACGAGACUCCGUCGCAACCAACCCUCUAUGCAGUCCAUAGAACUCUAAGAGCGAACGAGUAUGGCUUCGGUCACGAUGUACGAAAUCACCGUGUCACGGGUGAAUUCCGAAUCAGGCCCAAGAGCGAAGUUCGGCUGGUUAAUACUGUCCGAGAAUGGAUUCGACAAUUUCAGGAACAGAUUGUUGCUGCUACUACAUCCGAUGAUAUAACUCGUGCCACUAUUUCCCAGAGGUCACCAGUCCAUGGAUUCGUUGCCAAAGCGCGCAAAUUAGUCGCACAAAGUCGAAAUAUGCGAAUCCCUAGAGAGCACGGUGUAGGCCCGCGGAUGCUAGGCCGGGAUGAUAAAGACACUGAUUCGACUCAAAGGGAUAGAUGUGUCUUUUCGAUUGAAUUCAGUGAGCAAGAGCAAAUGAUUAUCCGAUUUCUGGAAGCUUGGUGUGUCUCUCGUUCGUUUGCAAAUCACAGCUCUCUCCAGUCGAUCGGACCCAUGUUGAUACGGGCGGUGGGCUCGUACCAAGGAUUUGAUAUAGACCCGGGAACUGGCUUCCUUUUUCUACAGGAAAUUGGCGUCCUUGCACCAUGGGAAAACCGAAUCGUUUUCGACCCUCAACUUGGAUUGCCUGGCCACGGAAAUUCUGAGCAAGCUGAUAGAUUGGCUUAUCAGUCUCUGCGUACGAGGUCUUUGAGAGCGCGAGAUGCCAUGCAGGGUCUCCGCAAGGAUUGGGGCUCGAUGGAAGUUUACUGCAUUGAUGAUGCUGGCGCCAAAGAGAUCGACGACGGAUUUUCUGUCGAGUCCGUCCCAGGCACAGAGUCACAGUACUGGAUUCACACCCAUAUCGCAAAUCCAUCCGCAUUCAUUACUCCUUCUAGCACAAUAGGACAGUAUGCGGAAGUGCUCUCUCAAACUGUCUACUUCCCCGAGCGGACAUAUCCCAUGCUUCCUCCUCAAGUCACUGCUGCCAAUUUUAGUUUGGCCCCUGGUCGCCCGACCUUGACCUUUAGCGCACGUGUGGACGAGGGCGGAGAGAUAUUGGAAACCAAGAUCACAUCAGGAACCGUUCAAAAUGUCACGUUUAUCACUCCGGACAAACUUCGACAAGUUUUAGACAACGACACAGCAGCACAGCAGCCGCCAGAGACAAUCCUCACCGUUGGUGGACAAAUGCCACCGCCGUCAAGGGAAGGGCUGGACAAGGAACUGACCGCUUCUCAAAUCCAUGAGCUUAAGCUUUUGCAAGCAUUAGGUCAGGCAAGGCGUGACUUGCGCAAGAAGCGUGGCUUAAUCGCACUAAACAUUCCUCGACCUGGUGUCACGGUGCUCAACAACCAAUUCAAUCGAUUCUUCCGCAAUCCAAGUCUCAGGCAAAGUCGAUUCUUCGAGGAAGAUCCGAUCAUUGAAUAUCGUGCAAAGCAUUUUACACUGACAGAGCAGCCAGACUGUACAAAGAUGGUCGAAGACAUUAUGCAGCUGGCUUGCGAAGCUGCUGGUCAGUGGUGCAGUGACAGAAAUGUCCCCAUGCCUUAUCGCUGCACCGUCGCGCAUCCGGAUAGACAGGAUCCUGCAGACUUUCUCCAGAACGUACUCCCUCUUCUGGCUGACGAAGCAGGAAACGUGCCACUUGGCGCCGGCUUACAAUACGUCAAGCUUCUUCGAGCAAUCGUUUCUACAACGCCAGCGCCGCACAUGCUGCUCGGCGCCAAGAGAUAUGUCAAGGUCACCAGUCCGCUACGAAGAUUCGGCGACCUUUUGUCGCACUGGCAAAUCGAAUCUGCUUUGCGGUAUGAAGCCCGUGGUCACUCGCUUAUGAAUAACGAUGUCGAUCCAUUUCACCUAGCUUAUUCCAAGCUUGAGCUGGAUUGGAGGCUUCCUCGGAUUGGAACGAGGGAAAAGAUGCUUUCCCGUGCUGAAAGGAACGCAGACAGACAUUGGGCAAUCCAACUUCUGUAUCGUUGUUUUUACGCCCAAGAAGCCGACCUUCCAGAGACGUUUGAAUUCUACGUCUACAGUAAGGGUGCAGCGGCUUGGGCAGGACAUGUCAGCGGUUUCAUCAAAACGCUGGGUAUAGACGUCGAUAUGAUCGCUGCAGGGAUUGGCCAGAAUGCUAAUGUGGGUGAUUGGUGGGAGGUGCGCAUUCGAGACGUUGACCCGUAUCUUCGAAGGGUCGAUGUCGAGCCUGUGAGAUUGAUCAAAAGUGCUACAUGAAUCCAAAUUCUACGGAUACAUAUAGAUAUAGACUCAGGAAUAAUUGUAUAAUAUAAAAGAAAAUCUACACUUUGCGAG